AUGAGGGUUGAAGACUUUGAGGUGGAGUGGGCCCAGGCCGUAGCCGAUUAUGGCUUGCAGGACGCACUGUGGUGGAACCAAGUGUAUGGGAAAAAAGAGAUGUGGGCAAACGCUUUCCUGUGCGAGAAAUUUUGUGCCGGAUAUCGGACAACAUCACGAUGCGAAGGGAUAAAUUCGGUGUGCAAGAUUUUUCUUGAAUCAAAACACAGCAUGUUGGAGCUUGUUCAGAAUCUAGAACUUCCUGUGCGGGUGUAUAGGAACAAUGAAUUGCUAGCACAGUUCAGGGAGAUUGAGAGUGUAUCUUCGGUUAAUUUCGUUGGGGUGAGGAGGUCGUUGACUACGAAGGUGCACACAGUUGAGGAGUACGGUUAUCCAGGCCGUCAUAUUAUAGUUUUAUGUGAUAAGAAUAUGGGUAAAUUAGAAUGUCAUUGUAAUUUUUGGAAAAUUCAGGGAUUUUCAUGCAAAUAUAUAUUUUUUGUGAUGAAGUAUGAACACAUGUUGACAAUACCUAGUAAUCUUGUGUUGAAGCGUUGGACCAAAGAAGCAAAAUCAUUAGAGGCAUACGUCAAGAAAACAGAUGACGGGGGUAAUAGAGUGUUUUUGCUUCGCCACGGAGCACUUCAUUCGGUGUCACGAUGGUUGUUCUUUUUAGGUGCCCAGCAGGUUGGGUUAUUCGCUGUUGCUUUGGAGGGGAUUCGCCGACUAUGUGCAACCUUGGAAUCAGAGUUGGCUAAAGGUCUCCAAUCUAGGAACUCUAAGGCAUGCGGUGAAGUUCGAGAUCCUAUUGUUGUGCGAACAAAAGGAGCACCAAGGCGUCAUAAGAGGAACGCGUCCAAGAGAAAGUGUUCUAAGUGCAACAAGUCGGGGCAUACUAAGAGGACUUGCAUAGAUGGAAGGCCUCGAAGGGGCAAAAGGGCUCGACUGGAUACAUUGGAUUCGGAUGAAGACGAGGGACAAAGUGAGGAGGUUGCUGAACUCGACAUGACUGGAUCCAAUGAUCAAACAAUCAGGAUAGAAGAAGUGUUCGGAGGUGGGUCUCUUUGCAUGUCCCAGGUUCUGGAACUAUUCCACAACUUGUCUAAACUGGUGUAG
Arachis stenosperma is the source of this 1092-nucleotide messenger RNA. Its product is annotated as protein FAR1-RELATED SEQUENCE 5-like. Gene Ontology annotation, biological process: regulation of DNA-templated transcription. Lineage: Eukaryota; Viridiplantae; Streptophyta; Magnoliopsida; Fabales; Fabaceae. The record is from RefSeq and is a predicted model, not a curated record. The transcript has 4 exons. Gene Ontology annotation, molecular function: zinc ion binding; nucleic acid binding. Bases 1 to 1092 code for a protein of 363 amino acids.